This is a messenger RNA of Malaclemys terrapin pileata, 3613 nucleotides long. RefSeq names its product connector enhancer of kinase suppressor of ras 2-like. Gene Ontology annotation, biological process: regulation of signal transduction. Bases 86 to 3097 code for a protein of 1003 amino acids. Gene Ontology annotation, cellular component: cytoplasm; membrane. The record is from RefSeq and is a predicted model, not a curated record. Lineage: Eukaryota; Metazoa; Chordata; Testudines; Emydidae. Gene Ontology annotation, molecular function: protein binding. The transcript is spliced from 22 exons.
UCCUACAGCUCUCUCAUCCCGGCCAUGCGCUGAUAGAUUUUCCCCAGUCUUUUUCUGAUUUUGGUGUGAAUGAUAAAGUGAUCUGAUGAUGGCUCUCGUUAUGGAACCUAUUAGCAAGUGGACGCCCAAGCAAGUAGUGGAUUGGAUGAAAGGCCUUGAUGACUGCCUCCAACAAUACAUUAAAAAUUUUGAAAGGGAAAAAAUCAAUGGAGAACAGCUGUUGCACAUCACUCAUCAAGAACUUGAAGAACUGGGAGUCACUCGCAUUGGACACCAAGAAUUGAUCUUAGAAGCAGUUGAUCUGCUCUGUGCAUUGAAUUAUGGUUUGGAGACAGAAAACCUGAGAACACUCUCUCACAAGCUGAAUGCCUCAGCCAAAAAUCUUCAGAACUUUAUAACGGGUAGAAGGAGGAGUGGCCAUUAUGAUGGCAGGGCCUCCAGACGACUGCCAAAUGAUUUUCUUACCUCUGUUGUUGACCUGAUUGGUGCUGCAAAGAACUUGCUAGCCUGGCUGGACAGGUCUCCAUUUGUCAGUGUGACAGAAUACUCACUGCUGAAAAACAAUAUUGUUCAACUGUGCCUGGAAUUAACAACCAUCGUGCAACAGGAUUGCACAGUAUACGAAACAGAAAAUAAAAUUCUUCAUGUGUGUAAAACUUUGUCUGGAAUCUGUGACCACAUCAUCUCUCUCUCAUCUGACUCUCUGGUGUCUCAGUCAGCACAUCUUGAAGUAGUUCACCUUACUAGCGUUAUGCCCAGUGAGGGCUUGGGGAUGUAUAUCAAGUCAACAUAUGAUGGGCUGCAUGUAAUCACUGGGACUACUGAAAAUUCUCCUGCAGACCAGUGUAAGAAGAUCCAUGCAGGAGAUGAGGUGAUCCAGGUCAACCAUCAAACUGUGGUUGGCUGGCAGUUAAAGAACCUUGUAAAUGCAUUGCGGGAAGACCCAAAUGGAGUGAUCUUAACCUUGAAGAAACGUCCUCAAAACACCCUGGUUUCUGCUCCUGCACUUCUGAAGAAUGUGAGGUGGAAGCCUCUAGCACUUCAGCCUGUGAUUCCAACCAGUCCAACAAGCAGCUCCACAACACCAACCAGCACAAUGGGCAUGUCCACAAAAAUUGACAGCUCUGCUCUUCAGGACAUUUUCAUCCUCUCUCCCAUGUCAGGACUUUAUGGCCCAAGGGAUGAAAUUGGAAUAAUGUCUUGUGAUGACAUCAGCAAAUAUGGAAAGUCUGGAAUGAAAGGCUCCGAGUCACCUAGCUACUUUCUGGAGCAUGAAAGUGGAAAGUAUUACACAUUAAUUGAAGAUGAGGGCCAUCCAAUGGGCUCUGAGUAUGAGAGAGGCAGAACCACAGGAGUUCGAAGAAGAGAAAAGACACCCACUCAUGAGAAUUCACUCCUACGAUACCUGAGUGAUGACAAGAUCUUGGUGAUCCAAGAAGAGCCUUUGACACAGAAAGACAACAAGAGAGACACAGGCCGCAGGUCAAGGAAAAAGGGCAAAAACACAAGUAGUCCGAACUAUCCAAUUAGCCCAUCUGUGUUAACAUCUACAGUUAGCGUUAGGCUGGAACCUGGGCAGCAAGAUGUCCUGAAUUUCUCAUUAGCUGAAAGCAACACUGUUCCACUGUACCACUCUUUCCACUACGCUUCCCUGAGGGUAAAAACCAAAAAAUGGUCCAAAGGUAAACCAUUGGCUGGGAGCAGGAGGCGGAUUUCCUGCAAAGACUUGGGCCAUGGAGAUUGUGAGGGCUGGCUGUGGAAGAAAAAAGAUGCCAAAGGUUACUUUACACAGAAAUGGAAAAAAUACUGGUUUAUUCUGAAGGAUUCUUCACUGUACUGGUACACAAACCAGAAUGAUGAAAAAGCAGAAGGAUUCAUCAGUUUACCUGAGUUCAGGAUAGAUAGAGCCAUUGAAUGCAGAAGGAAACAUGCCUUCAAAGCAUGCCACCCAAAAAUUAAGAGCUUUUACUUUGCAACUGACUGUCUUGAAGAAAUGAAUAGAUGGAUGAACCGUCUGGGUCUAGCAGCCAUUGGUUAUACACCUGAUGACAAGAAUAUUCGGCCAGAUGAAGAUUACUGGAGUGAAAGUGACCAGGAUGAUAUUGAUGGCUCUUUAACCCUGAAACAGGAAGGCCCUUCAACACGAUGUGACACCUACCAUCGAACACCCUCAGUGAAUUCUUCAAGUCCAUUCCCUGAACCCAAACAUGGUCGACACUUUUCAAGCGAAUCUACCUACUCUUAUUCUUCUGCGGAGGAUUCCCGACAAGAUGCCACAGGAAGUACACACUCGUCAGGAUGCAGACCUCCCUAUCGAGAAAGGCGCUCAUGGCAGGACCUGAUAGAGACCCCCUUAACCAGUUCUGGCCUCCAUUUUCUUCAGACUGUUCCUCCUGACCCAGAAUACAUGAGUGGCCGACCUGGAAUGUCACCAGAGAGGCGAAGACAAGCAACAUUACCAGUCCAAAGACGUCACAAUCAUGAACGAGAUGGACCUUUCCCUUUGGUGGAGUGGCAAAGAGGAUAUAGUUCUCAUAACAGGCCCCAGAAGCAACGUAGUCAAAGCCUUCCACGAAACAGAGAUGUCAGGGUCAAAGGGCAUGUGAAGUCUUCAGGCAUAACAGAAGAGAAGCCUGAAGAGAAACUUCUUAUAAAAAAGCAAAAUAGUUUCUGUGAAGAAGAAAACAUAAAGGAAAUCAGGGAAAGUACAGAUGGUCUGCAAGAGCUGUACAAGUCUUUGGAACAAGCCAGCUUGUCAGCCUUUGGAGAGCAGCGUCCUUCUACCAAGCAGGAAUUCCGGAAGUCUUUUGUAAAGAGGUGCAAUGAUCCAAUUAUCAAUGAAAAACUUCAUCACAUCAGAGUUCUCAAGAGCACUUUAAAAGCAAAGGAAGGGGACCUGGUAACUAUCAACAAUCUUCUGGAUGAUCCUAACUUGACAUCAAAGAAGUUCAAAGAGUGGAAGAUAAAGAACUAUGAAUUUUUCCUGGACAUUUGUGAGUACAGCGCUGCUCUGAAACCUCAAAAUGGAGCCGCUGAACUUGUAACCCCCGCACCACUGCUGACACACACACAUUCAUUCAUUGAAACACAUGUCUGACAGGACUAGCACCAUGAACACUUGCUGGGUGCCAUGAGAAAUCCAAUAUGGCAAACUCUGUAAUAUUUGUAAAUGUACUCAGCAGUACUGUAAAUAACUUGUUUAAGAGAAUAGUGCCACAGGAUGCCUACUACAUUGCAUGAUAAGUAUUAUUCUGUUCUGAAUUAUUUUGUUUGCUAUUAUCAACCAACAUGCUUAUCAAGUUCUGCAUUAGAAAGAAGCAGUGCAGAAGUGUAAUGGAAAAUAUAUACCAGUAUAUUUAUUUAAGGACUGUACUAAAGCUAAGCUUAUAGUAAUGAGUUCUUACAACCAUUUUAUAUAUUUAGAUAUAUAGAUUAUAUGUAAACAUAUCUACAUAUAUAAAAGGUAACAUGGUAGUUUAUAUUUAUUUUUUAAAAUACCCUAAAAUUCACCUUUUCACAAGUUUUUCUUGAAGGAAAUAUAUAAAAAAAAUACACUGGCCACUCUUAGGGGUGCACAUUUUUUUCCAGCCUUUCCAAGCAGUGGUAGCUACCA